AUGGGAAUUAUGGCCAUAUACUCUCUGUCCAAUAUUCUGUACUCAAAAUGCAAUGUAUGCUGCUGUCAAAUAUCUUUGAAUCCACGAUUAGAAGUCAUUGGUAGCCAUAUUUUUGAUAGCACGCUCGAUUUGUAGAUGGUCAAGAAAUGAACAAAAGAAAAAAGGAUGAUUAGGGGAGCCGCUGUUUUUGUUGCACUUGUUGGAAUGUCUGUCAUUGUUCGGGCUAUAAUAAGGAAGAGAAUACCUCGUAUUACCUAUGGCUCGAUGCAUGAAAAAGAAAAUUUGGCAAUGUGAUGUGAUGUGUAAAAACAUGUUAAGGUUUGAAAGAGCUCCAUUCUUUCGAUUGUGUGACAUAUUGAGGGAUUGCAAGUUGCUUUUAAUAGUCCACAUGUAAGUGUGGAGCAACAAGUGGCGAUGUUUUUGCAUACUAUUAGACAUAAACCUUCAGAAUAGGGUUGUUUUUCCAUAUUACCAUAUAUUAUUGCCUUAAAACAAACCAUUGGCACCAAUAUUUGUUUUUUUUUUAGGAAAAUUCCACCUAGUUGAUGCCGGUUAUGGAGCCAAGCCCGGGUUCUUGCCACCAUUUCGUGGUGUGAGAUACCAUUUGAACUAGUGGGGCAGCAAUCCGGUCCAAAACGAAAAAAGGAGCUAUUCAACCUUUAGCACUCAUCUCAAGAGUGCUGUAUACCAGGUAACAACCAUGAAGGUCAAAAUUCUUCAGUGGCAUGCGGUGGCUUCUUGGACAUGGGACGCACAGGAUGAGACAUGUGGCAUAUGCAGGAUGGCUUUUGACGGCUGCUGCCCUGACUGUAAGUUCCCUGGUGAUGAGUGCCCAAUCAUCUGGGGUGCCUGCAACCAUGCUUUCCAUCUUCACUGCAUACUCAAGUGGGUCAAUUCUCAAACAUCAACCCCCCUUUGCCCCAUGUGCCGUAGGGAGUGGCAGUUCAAGGGCUAAGGACAUCUCAAACUGUGUCAGUACCAAGCAUUUUCAUAUCUCAUAGAGCACUAGAAUGGAUGUUUAACUGGAAUGUAGUUGUGUUGUCUUGUAAGUGGUUGGCAUACUUUCUGAAAUCAGGCAUCUUUUAAGUGAAAUUGUGAGACCUGAGCCACAGCUGUUGUGCCUUUUCAAGUUGUGACCAUGCAAAUGCAA
Messenger RNA from Triticum dicoccoides, 1150 nucleotides. RefSeq names its product anaphase-promoting complex subunit 11-like. Lineage: Eukaryota; Viridiplantae; Streptophyta; Magnoliopsida; Poales; Poaceae. The transcript is spliced from 2 exons. Gene Ontology annotation, molecular function: zinc ion binding; cullin family protein binding; ubiquitin protein ligase activity. Gene Ontology annotation, cellular component: anaphase-promoting complex. The coding region runs from base 701 to 955 and encodes 84 amino acids. The record is from RefSeq and is a predicted model, not a curated record. Gene Ontology annotation, biological process: anaphase-promoting complex-dependent catabolic process.